ACGAAAUUUUUUUUUAAUUGAUUUCCAUUGUUGAAUUCAACUUAUUGAUCAAAAAAAAUAGAUAAAUUUUUAAUUGUACAUGAAAAAUGGCAUCAACUUCUAAUAUGAAACAAUUAACAUCAUCUAUACCGAAAUAUGGUGAACGAAAAAAUUGGAUUCCUCGUUGUGAUGCUGAUUAUGGUGGUGGUGGUGCUUAUCCAGAGAUUCAUGUUGCACAAUAUCCAUUGGAUAUGGGCCGAAAACCGUCAAAGAAAAGUAAUGCAUUGCCUGUUCAAUAUGAUGCUGAAGGAAAUAUUAAAUAUGAUGCUAUAUUAAGACAAUCAUCUGAUCGAAAUAAAAUAAUCUACAGUAAAUUACAAGAUUUACUUCCAAGUGAAGUUUUGAAUCCAGAAGAGCUAACCAAACCAGAUGAAGAAGAGGUGAAUAAAACAACAGAAGCAACCAAAGCAGCAUUAGAGAAAUUAAUCAAUAGUAAAAUAUCAGCCGCAUUACCUGUACGACAUGCGGAAAAAGCUCAAGAAGCUCAAUACAUUCGUUAUACUCCAUCACAACCGGGCGAAGGUCAUAAUUCAGGAGCCGAACAACGGAUCAUUCGAAUUGUCGAUGUUCAACGUGAUCCACUUGAACCGCCACGGUUUAAAAUUAACAAAAAAAUUCCUCAAGCUCCACCGUCACCUCCACCACCUGUAAUGCAUAGUCCAACUAGGAAAUUAACUGUCAAAGAACAGCAAGAAUGGCGUAUCCCACCAUGUAUAUCGAAUUGGAAAAAUGCACGUGGUUAUACAAUACCAUUGGAUAAACGUUUAGCUGCGGAUGGUCGUGGACUUCAACAGGUUCAUAUUAAUGAAAAUUUUGCUAAACUUUCCGAAGCAUUGUAUAUUGCUGAUCGAACAGCUAGAGAAGCAGUUGAAUCACGUUCACAGAUGGAACGUAAAAUGGCACAGAAAGAAAAAGAAAAGAAAGAAGAAAGUCUUAGACAAUUGGCACAGAAAGCUCGAGAGGAACGUGCCGGUAUACGAUCAACAGCUCCAGAUAAUAGUAGUGAUGAAGAUGAUGAAGUCAGAGAAAGAAACCAAAUUCGACAAGAACGACAAAAAGAGCGACAACGAGAAAAGAAUUUAAUGCGUGCUGCACCGGAACGGCGGUCGAAAUUAGAACGUCAACGUGAACGUGAUAUAAGUGAACAAGUUGCUUUAGGUAUGGCUAAUCCAAGAAUGAAUGCCAACGAAGUUCAAUUUGAUCAACGAUUAUUCAAUCAGGCAAAAGGCCUGGGAACUGGAUUUGGUGAUGAUGAAGAUUAUAGUGUUUAUGAUAAACCAUGGCGAUCAGCACAAGAAAUGAAACAGAAUAUUUAUAGACCAUCGAAAAAGAAUGAUAAUGAAGUAUAUGAUGAUGAAUUAGAACAGCUAGCAAGGAAUCGUUUCGUUCCGGAUAAAGAAUUUUCCGGUGCUGAUCGUUCUACUAAACGUGAUGGACCAAUACAGUUUGAGAAACCCGAAGAUGAUGAUCCAUUUGGUUUGGACAAAUUUUUAACCGAAGUAAAAAAAGCCAGUAAACGACCCGAAGCAUCAUCGGCCACAUAUGAAAAUAGAAGUUCUUAUAAAAAACGAAAAGAUUGAAUGAUCCAAUUAUCAAUUAUCAUCGACCAGUAUGUAUUAGUUUUCAUAAAAUGCAUGAGAAAAAUUUAUUCAAUCAUCAUCAUCAUCAUAAAUUAU
Molecule: messenger RNA, 1715 nt
Organism: Dermatophagoides farinae (American house dust mite)
Lineage: Eukaryota; Metazoa; Arthropoda; Arachnida; Sarcoptiformes; Pyroglyphidae
Gene: Bx42
Product: Puff-specific protein Bx42
Biological process (GO): mRNA splicing, via spliceosome
Cellular component (GO): spliceosomal complex
Source: RefSeq, a predicted model, not a curated record